UGAUUAGAAUUCGUCUCAAACGAAUCGCGUGCUUUUUCUCGAUCGGACGUAAAUCUCGUCUCUGGUUUGCGUCCUUAGCCCUAAAAUGAAGUUUGUUCAGUGGGUGAAAAUAGUGCUCUGCGUGAUCCUUGCGGCCCUUAAUAUCAUCCUCUUUGUGGUGUCAUGUGGCGUAGACUACCCCAUCCUGGUGGCCAGGGAGCAUGUUCGCUUCCGCCAGGAGAUGCCUACCAUGGACAGUUGGAUAAACUCGCCGUUUGGGAAACUGAAAAACUAUGUAUUCAACGUGACCAACGCCGAGGAGUUUCAAAGCGGCCGUGAUACCAAGUUAAAGGUACAGGAGAUAGGUCCUAUUGUGUACAAAAUCGUAGGGUUCAAUGACAUCUUGGAGCGAAAUGCGACAAAUGUUAAGUACCGCAAGCACCGUUACCGCGUAGUAGAGUUUCUCCCGGAGGAGAGUGUGGCUCCAGACGUCCUGAACUGGACCAUAACGUCCACCAAUAACGUGAUGUUAGGCGCAGCAUCGAAGUUGAAACAUACUUUGCCGCUUUUGGCCAUCGGUUUCGAUACCAUGUUCACGAUGGAGAGUAUUUUUGUCACCGACAGCGUCUAUUACUUUCUGUGGGAGUUUACACGACCUUUGUUAAAACAUUUAUCUAAAGUUUCCGACAUAAAACCCAACGUCGCGGUACUGCACAACGCUCUUAAGGAGAAGGAGGAGGUAUAUACAGUCAACAUUGGCCCGGAGCGCGGCAUUAAGAACUUCUUCCGUAUCGAAACGCUUAACGACGAGGUCAUCAUCCGGGAGCAACGUCCGCACACUCGUCGUUACGACUCUGACUCUUGUCCCUUCAAUGUGACCGGCGCCCUGGAUAACUCCCUCUUCCCACCUUUUGUCCGCCCAGAAACACCACUGGACAUAGUGGCUAUCGAGUCUUGUCGAGUCCUUCCUCUCACCUACCAGCGCAAGCAGCGCUACAACGGCCUUGACACAUUUCGCUACACACUGCUUCAGGCCAACCAGAAACCUCCGCAAUGUCUGGAUACCAGUUACGGAAUUAAGCUGCACGACGGGAUGUUCGAUGUAUCCCAGUGUGUGAUAAAUGACGCUCCAUCUGCGUUUUCUAUGCCGCACUUUUUCGGAAGCAGCUACAACUGGAGCGAGCACUACGAAGGAUACACGCCUAACGCCGAUGACCACGAACCCUAUAUUCUGCUGGAGCCUGUCACCGGCAUUCCUGUGACGGAGAAGUAUCGCUUUCAGUCUAAUAUUCCCAUUCCGGAUCUUAGGACGUUUAGCCCUCGCCUAAAUAGAUUUAGCAACAUGAUGAUCCCCAGCUUCUGGUAUGAGUUUGAAAUGGGGCAGCUGCCUGGCUUCGUUACCGCCCUAAUGUGGAUCAACGUAAACAUCGUGGCUCACAUGCAGCCGUACUGCAUGGGCUUAUACCUAUUAUUGGCAUUGUGGAGCGUUCUGAAGGCGAUCCGAGUGGCCUGCGGCGAUAUUGGCUAUGCGGGUUUGCGAAAGGCGUGCUGUGGCGAAAUGGGCACCACCACCGCUCUGGAAACCAAUUUCCAGGCAAACGCUUCCUCCUUUGAUGUGGCUGUCAAAUAGUGUCUGUUGAUGUGAUUUACUUCCCAGUCCCGUGUUUAAAUAUAUAUAAAAAAAUUUAGGUUUAGGCUAGAGGUGUUGCUACUGAUCCAUUAUCAGUAGUUCGUCGUUACUUAAUACACAACUAAGAAAAUUGAA
Drosophila eugracilis is the source of this 1744-nucleotide messenger RNA. Its product is annotated as scavenger receptor class B member 1. Gene Ontology annotation, cellular component: membrane; cytoplasm. Gene Ontology annotation, molecular function: scavenger receptor activity. The transcript has 4 exons. Lineage: Eukaryota; Metazoa; Arthropoda; Insecta; Diptera; Drosophilidae. Bases 86 to 1609 code for a protein of 507 amino acids. The record is from RefSeq and is a predicted model, not a curated record.